Molecule: messenger RNA, 2844 nt
Organism: Osmerus eperlanus (European smelt)
Lineage: Eukaryota; Metazoa; Chordata; Actinopteri; Osmeriformes; Osmeridae
Gene: acss1
Product: acyl-CoA synthetase short chain family member 1
Exons: 14
Coding region: 112-2208 (698 amino acids)
Cellular component (GO): mitochondrion
Molecular function (GO): AMP binding; acetyl-CoA synthetase activity
Source: RefSeq, a predicted model, not a curated record
CACUUAACUUUGUGUAAUAACAUCAACCUUGCCUUGCUCCCACCCUAAACUACCUGAGGAAUCUUGAGGAGGGUCGGGCUUUUGUCGACUCUUGCGUGCAGUAAGAGGAAUAUGGCUGCACAUAAAACCUGGAAAAGUUUGGCCCAUGUUUUCAUUAAAGAAAACACUUUCUUCAAGACCGGAUACUUCCGAAGAAGCAUAUUUAAUUCUCCAAAACCUCCUCAACGUCUGGGGCGAACCAUUUCUACAAUCGGAGAUAAAUACACGAAUUUCUCGCCGUGCUUGAGUUCUGUUCUUGCAGGGCGGUCUUACAAGGAAUUAUAUGAGUUAUCGGUUAAGGACCCAGAUGUCUUUUGGGGGUCCAUCGCUAAAGAGAGACUAACAUGGAUUAAACCAUUUGAUACCGUGAGGGAUUGCGAGAUUACAAAUGCACAAACCAACUGGUUUGUGGGGGGUAAAUUGAACGUUUCUGUCAAUUGUUUGGAUGUGCACGUAGAGAAGCAUCCUGACAGGGUCGCCCUCAUCUGGGAGCGAGAUGAACCAGGCACAGAAGUGAAAGUUACAUAUAGAGAGCUGCUUGAGACAACAUGUCGCUUAGCCAACACACUGAAGAGACAUGGAAUCCACAAAGGAGACCGAGUGGCCAUCUACAUGCCAGUGUCACCUCUGGCUGUGGCAGCCAUGCUGGCAUGUGCUCGUAUUGGUGCUGUACACACAGUGGUGUUUGCUGGUUUCAGCUCAGAGGCUCUGGCAGGCAGGAUUCAAGAUGCUCAGUGUAAGGCUGUGGUAACCUGUAACCAGGCUGUUAGAGGUGGAAAAGUCAUCGACCUGAAGCCCACUGUGGACACCGCUGUGAAGAGCUGCCACUCCAUCCAGCAUGUGUUUGUGGCCCAGAGGACCAGCACCCUGGCUUCCAUGGGCCAGCUGGAUGUCCCUCUGGAGGAGGCCAUGGCUAAGGAGCUGGGGGAGUGUGCUCCAGAGCCUAUGGACAGCGAGGAUAUGCUCUUUAUGCUGUACACUUCUGGUAGUACAGGCAAACCCAAAGGCAUUGUUCACACACAGGCUGGAUAUCUGCUCUAUGCUGCCUUAACUCAUCAGUAUGUGUUCGACUACCAGCCUGGGGACGUGUUUGGCUGCGUGGCAGACAUCGGCUGGGUGACGGGUCACAGCUACGUGGUCUACGGCCCCCUGUGCAAUGGGGCCACAACGGUUCUCUUUGAGAGUACUCCUGUGUACCCUGACCCUGGGCGCUACUGGGAGACUGUGCAGCGACUGGGCAUCAACCAGUUUUACGGCGCGCCCACCGCUAUUAGGUUGCUCCUGAAGUAUGAGGAGAGUUGGGUGAAGAAGUACGAUAGGUCCUCCCUUAGGACCCUAGGCUCUGUUGGUGAGCCAAUCAAUCAUGAGGCUUGGGAGUGGUUCAAUAAUGUGGUUGGCGAUGGACGAUGCCCCUUAGUGGACACAUGGUGGCAGACAGAGACGGGAGGUGUGUGUAUCGCCCCUCGGCCGGCAGAGGAAGGGGCUGAGAUUGUCCCCGCCAUGGCCAUGAGGCCAUUCUUCGGCAUCGAGCCUGUUCUCAUGGGGGAAAAUGGGGAACCAAUAUCAGGCAAUAAAGUCAGUGGAGCUCUCUGUAUCAAGCAGCCAUGGCCUGGAAUGGCAAGGACCAUCUUUGGAGACCAUCAAAGAUUUGUGGAAGCAUAUUUUAAACCAUACCCUGGUCAUUACUUCACAGGCGAUGGUGCUUACCGCUCUAAAGAGGGCUACUAUCAGAUCACUGGACGAAUGGAUGAUGUCAUCAAUAUCAGUGGUCAUCGAUUGGGUACAGCUGAGAUUGAGGAUGCUCUGGAUGAGCACCCAGAUGUUCCUGAGACUGCUGUGGUUGGCGUCUCCCAUGAAAUCAAAGGAGAGGUACCAUUUGCGUUUGUAGUUUUGAAAGAGGAUGCAUAUCGGAAUCAAACAGCUGUUGUUGGAGAAUUGAGAGGCUUGGUUGCCACCAAGAUAGCCAAGUAUGCUGUCCCAGACCACUUCCUGGUGGUCAAGAGGCUUCCAAAAACGCGCUCUGGGAAGAUCAUGAGGCGUAUUCUGCGAAAGAUUGCCAUGGAACAGACAGGAGACAUGGGAGAUGUAUCCACAUUGGAUGACCCCUCCGUUGUUACAGAGAUCAUUGCAGCUCAUGCCCAGUAUAAGAUCUUAAAGUCAAAGAAAUGACUAGGAACAAAGCUAGUGCAUGAAGCUUGCUUAACUGACAGAUUCAUUUUGUUUCUGAAAUUGUAAAGUUGAUUCAUGUUUUUUACCCAAGUGGGGAACAAUGAACGAAUAGAUUAGCAUACGCACAAUAUUUUUGUUCAGAUGACCCGUAUGAUAUUAAGCAUAAUGAAAAUUGCAUUUUUAAUAGAGUUCAUUAAGGAUGCCUUAUAUCAUAGGAGAUUUUUGCCAAGAUUGUGUAACAGCUGUGGUUUCAUUCUGAUGAAUAACAGCUAAAGCCUCUUUAUAGUUUACAACUAACACCUCCCCCUUAUAUCCAUGAUGAUAUUCCUCUAUAGAGCAGACUUCCUGGUCUUGUGGCUUGAUUGACUUGAUUGAUGAUUCAAUGUGUCAAUAGGCAAAAUAGGGAUACAUUGAAGGUAUUUCUUUGUAAGUACAUAAUUACAAUUUUGUAAUGAACUAUAUGUUGUAAAGAGAUUGCGCUUCUAGUGUUAAAGGGAAUUGUAUGACCAUAAACCUAAGGUAGGCUACAGUGUGCAAUCCUGAUAUCCUAUGAAUUACUAUGCCAUAUUGAAAUUAUACCAGAUUCACAGUAUGUGACCUAAUAAAGCAAAAAUGUCUAGAAAGUGCCAAGCAUUU